Messenger RNA from Cebus imitator (Panamanian white-faced capuchin), 3805 nucleotides. It is a transcript of the gene SCNN1A, whose product is annotated as sodium channel epithelial 1 subunit alpha. NCBI's taxonomy places the organism in Eukaryota, Metazoa, Chordata, Mammalia, Primates, Cebidae. Gene Ontology annotation, cellular component: membrane. The record is from RefSeq and is a predicted model, not a curated record. The coding region runs from base 725 to 2791 and encodes 688 amino acids. Gene Ontology annotation, molecular function: ligand-gated sodium channel activity. Gene Ontology annotation, biological process: sodium ion transmembrane transport. The transcript is spliced from 12 exons.
CAUCCCUGGCAAGCCGGCAGGCGGGCUCCCCAGUCAGGCCGCUGCACCUGUCAGGUGAGGGGGAGGAGAGGCUUGGCUGCCAGAUUCAACUGGAAAGGAACCAGUCCCAGUCCAGCCGCAACCUGGGAGUGGGAAGCUGGAGGCAGCCCAGACCUUCCGAAGCCCUGCUGUCCUAGGGCGGAGACGGAAUCAGGACACAGCUCGAGGUCAGGGCCAGAGGCUGGAGGUGAGGAUCUAGAGUGAGAGGGGUCAAGGCAAGGGGGAAGAAGAAGAGAGGCAGGAUCAGAGAGAGCAGCCAGGCCAGGAAGAGGAGAGCUGGGAGAAACCCAAAGAGAAACAGAAGGCAGACAGAGAGGGAGUGAGAGGCAGGAGCUGAGACAGAUCCCAGAGGAAGAAGACCGAAGGAGGAGGGCAGAGACUGCUUCGGAGACAGAAAGGGAGGCGCUAGGACAGAAACCAAAAGGUGGCCCUAUCAGGGAAGUAGAGGGGAGGCGGUUCCGGGAAGCCCAGCCGAGACACUUCUGGCCCCAACUCCUGCAGGUCUGCUGGCUCCAGGAAAGGUGGAAGAGGGAGGGAGGAGUGGGAGAAUGUGGGCACCGGGUGGGACGUGGGCCUGGCCAGGGGCAGCCUCACUCAGGCUCCAGAGGUGAUGGGAGAGGGCACUCAGGGCCCAGAGCUCAACCUUGACCCUGACCCUUGCUCUCCCUAGUCCACCCCGGGGCUCAUGAAGGGGGACAAGCUGGAGGAGCAGGACCCUAAAGCUCCGCAGCCCACGCCAGGGCUCAGGAAGGGGGACAAGCUGAAGGAGCAGGACUCUAGCCCUCCACAGCCCACCCCAAGGCCCAGGAAGGGGGACAAGCAUGAGGAGCAGAGGCUGGGCCCCGAACCGGCGGCGCCCCAGCAGCCCACAGCGGAGGAGGAGGCCCUGAUCGAGUUCCACCGCUCCUACCGAGAGCUCUUCGAGUUCUUCUGCAACAACACCACCAUCCACGGCGCCAUCCGCCUGGUGUGCUCGCAGCACAACCGCAUGAAGACGGCCUUCUGGGCAGUGCUGUGGCUCUGCACCUUCUGCGUGAUGUACUGGCAAUUCGGCCUGCUGUUCGGGGAGUACUUCAGCUACCCCGUGAGCCUCAACAUCAACCUCAACUCCGACAAGCUCGUCUUCCCCGCGGUCACCAUCUGCACCCUCAACCCCUACAGGUAUGCGGAGAUUAAAGAGGAGCUGGAGGAGCUGGACCGCAUCGCCGAGCAGACGCUCUACGACCUGUACAAGUACAACUCCACCGCCCUCGAGGCCCGCUCCCGCGGCCGUCGCGACCUUCGGGGCACUCUGCCGCACCCCCUGCAGCGCCUGAGGGUCCCGCCCCCGCCUGACGGGGCCCGUCGUGCCCGUGGCGCGGCCUCCGGCGUUCAGGACCACAACCCCCAAGUGGACAGGAAGGACUGGAAGAUCGGCUUCCAGCUGUGCAACCAGAACAAAUCAGACUGCUUCUACCAGACGUACUCAUCAGGGGUGGAUGCAGUGAGGGAGUGGUACCACUUCCACUACAUCAACAUCCUGUCAAGGCUGCCAGAGACUCUGCCGUCCCUGGAGGAGGACACGCUGGGCAACUUCAUCUUUGCCUGCCGCUUCAAUCAGGUCUCCUGCAACCAGGCGAAUUACUCUCACUUCCACCACCCGAUGUAUGGAAACUGCUAUACUUUCAAUGGCAAGAACAACUCCAACCUCUGGAUGUCUUCCAUGCCUGGAAUCAACAAUGGUCUGUCCCUGAUGCUGCGCACGGAGCAGAACGACUUCAUUCCCCUGCUGUCCACAGUGACUGGGGCCCGGGUAAUGGUGCACGGGCAGGAUGAACCUGCCUUUAUGGACGAUGGUGGCUUUAACUUGCGGCCUGGCGUGGAGACCUCCAUCAGCAUGAGGAAGGAAACCCUGGACAGACUUGGGGGGGAUUAUGGCGACUGCACCAAGAAUGGCAGUGAUGUCCCUGUCAAGAACCUUUUCCCUUCGAAGUACACGCAGCAGGUGUGUAUUCACUCCUGCUUCCAGGAGAGCAUGAUCAAAGUGUGUGGCUGUGCCUACAUCUUCUAUCCGCGGCCCCAGAACGUGGAGUACUGUGACUACAAGAAGCACAGUUCUUGGGGCUACUGCUACUAUAAGCUCCAGGCUGACUUUUCCUCGGACCACCUGGGCUGUUUCACCAAGUGCCGGAAGCCAUGCAGUGUGACCAGCUACCAGCUCUCUGCUGGUUACUCACGAUGGCCCUCGGUGACAUCCCAGGAAUGGGUCUUCCAGAUGCUAUCCCGGCAGAACAAUUACACCGUCAACAACAAGAGGAAUGGAGUGGCCAAAGUCAACAUCUUCUUCAAGGAGCUGAACUACAAAACCAAUUCUGAGUCUCCCUCUGUCACGAUGGUCACCCUCCUGUCCAACUUGGGCAGCCAGUGGAGCCUGUGGUUCGGCUCCUCGGUGCUGUCUGUGGUGGAGAUGGCUGAGCUCAUCUUUGAUCUGCUGGUCAUCACGUUCCUCAUGCUGCUCCGAAGGUUCCGAAGCCGAUACUGGUCUCCAGGCCGAGGGGGCAGGGGUGCUCAGGAGGUGGCCUCCACCCCGGCAUCCUCCCUCCCCUCCCACUUCUGCCCCCACCCCACGUCUCUGUCCUUGUCCCAGCCGGGCCUUGCUCCCUCCCCAGCCUUGACAGCCCCUCCCCCUGCCUAUGCCACCCUGGGUCCCUGCCCAUCUCCAGGGGGCAUCACAGGGGCCAGCUCCUCUGCCUGUCCUCUGGGGGGGCCCUGAGAGAGGAGAGGUUCCUCCCACCAAGGCAGAUGCUCCCCUGGUGGGAGGGGCUGGCCUUGGAGGACUGAAGGAUGUGCAGGGCUUCCACUCAGAGCAGCCCAAACUGUCUUUGAUGUGUGGAGGGGAAGGAGGUGGGUAAGGGGUUCAGGAAAUUGCUCCAAGAACAGUGGCAUGAAGCUGCCCAGAAAUGCCUUGGCCCUAGCUCCAUGCCCCUUGGAACUGGCUCUGAGCACUCUGGUUUCCCCACUCAACUGCAGACAAGUCUCCUUUUCCCUUGAAUCAGCCAAGCCAAACUUGGAGCUUUGACAAGGAACUUUCCUAAGAAAUGACUGAUGACCAGAGCAAAACACAGCCAAGGGUACACUCGGGCAUGCACUGGUUUCCUGCCCAGCAAUGGCUAAAGCCAGCCCCUGAUUGGCCUGGCCACACUGCUCUCCAGUGACACAGAUGUCUGCUUCUCCUCUUGAACUUGGGUGGGAAACCCCGCCCAAAAGCCCCUUUGUUAUUUCUUAGGCCGUUCUCCUUCCCUGACUCCCCAGGCGAGGGCUGGAGCAGACCCAUGUAGUAAAGGCAGCCCCAGGGCUCCUCUAGCCUCAUAUCCAUGCCCUCACAGAGCCAUGCCCUGGUGUCUCUGCCCUGUGUCUUUCAUAUCUCGAGUCUGCUCAGGAUAUUUCCUCAGCCUGAAAGCUUCAACAACCAUCUGCCAGAGAACUGCUGUGUAUCCCUCAGAACCCUGCCCAGACACCAUUUUUUUGUGAAGGCUUCCGUCCCAUCUUGUCUUUCCCAGAAUUGAUCGCUGCCCCUUCUCCUGGGCUUCUAUAGCAUGCUGUGUCAUCUGCUGGAGUGCUGCUGUUGUGUCAGACUUGUGCAUUUGUGUCUGCCUCCCCAACAGACUAUCAGGGCCUUGUGGUCAGGGACUGAAUCUUGCCCAUUGACAUAUGCUCCACGUCUAGCCCAUCGUCCUGCUUGGAGCAAGUAGGCAGGUGCUCAAUAAAUGUUUGUUGCAUAAAGGAA